AUGGCCUCACCAUCUACCACACGCUGCAUGCUCCUCGAACUUCCGCGCGAGAUGCGCGACAUAAUCUACAAAAAUGUCUUGGACACCUCGACGGAUGAGAACAUCGAUCUCUGCCACGAUGCAGCUCCGCCAUCGAAGGCGCUCUGCUGCGUCAACAAACAGAUUCAUGCAGAGACGCACAAGAUGCAUCAACAGGCGCAUCGAACGUUUUGGCGCAACAACAACUUCGUGAUCCCACUCUCGACAGCCGCGGAGUGCAUGACCGCAUGGUCAUUCAACUGCGCCGAAGAAGCCAACAUCAACAACAUCUCCAACCUCCAGAUCAAGUUCCGAAGCGUUCAUACGCCCACCAUGCAGAUUUUGCACCUAUGUCCCGGCGGAUCGAGUUGGGGCUGGGAAUGGGAGAAAGAAGACAAUCAAGUCCACCUGGUGAUCGGUUUUAAGCCAAUCGCUGGAGGAAUGCAUAUCGGCAUCUCACAAKUGAUGCCAACUGGACCUCGCGAGGAUGUGUAUUCAGCUGCCGAGGCUACCAUUCGACUGCAAGAUGGAAUCCACCCUGCGCCUCCUUUGAUCGAUCAGCUUAAGGUGCUGUCUGAAUUCGCGGCCAGGCAACUACCGUGGUAUGACGAGGAGAACUGGAGCAGGGUAUAUUCCGAGGGGACGAAGCACCACAGCGGCCUGGUUUCUUUGAGCGGCUAG
Molecule: messenger RNA, 699 nt
Organism: Ramularia collo-cygni
Lineage: Eukaryota; Fungi; Ascomycota; Dothideomycetes; Mycosphaerellales; Mycosphaerellaceae
Exons: 1
Coding region: 1-699 (232 amino acids)
Source: RefSeq, a predicted model, not a curated record